UCUGUCAUGCCAGCUUUGUGAAGUUGCUUCAUCUCUGCAAUGAGGCAACUUAGAGUUUUUCAAAAGAAGGUGCACGAGUGUCUAGGAGCUAUACCUUUGACAGCCCCGCCUGACUUCACAAGGCUCUCCUCAGUAAGCCCCCAAUACAAACAUCAUGGCUGACCCAUGGCAGAAGGCGUAUGACUUUGCUGUUGAAGUGGCAAGAAAAGCUGGAGCGGAAAUUAGGAAAGCCGGGGAAAGUGAAAUAAGGGUCAUGACAAAGAGCUCCACUGUAGACCUGGUCACUAAGACAGAUGAGAGGGUGGAGAAAAUCAUCAUCGGGUCUCUGAAACAGGAAUUCGGCGAAGGCACACACUGUUUCAUCGGGGAGGAGUCGGUGGCAAAGGGGGAGCCAUGCAUCUUGACCGACAAACCUACAUGGAUCAUCGACCCUGUGGACGGCACCACUAACUUCGUCCAUGGAUUCCCAUUCGUGGCUGUGUCUAUUGCCUUUGCUGUCAACAAGGAGUUGGAGUUUGGUGUGGUGUACAGCUGCUUGGAGGACAAGAUGUACAAAGCGAGGAGGGGGAAGGGAGCUUUCUGCGAUGAUGAACAAAUCCAAGUGUCCGAUGUUAAAGAUAUCAACAAGUCCAUUAUCAUCUCUGAGCAUGGAACUGACAGAAGCCCGGAAAAAGUAACCAAGAUCUUCUCCACCAUGCAGAGGAUCCUGCGCAUCCCAGUGCAUGGGCUCCGUGGGUCUGGGACAGCUGCCACUAACAUGUGUCUGGUGGCGUCGGGGGCGGUUGAGGCCUUCUUUGAGAUUGGGAUCCACUGCUGGGACAUUGCUGCUGGAGCGGUUAUCGUCAAAGAAGCCGGAGGAAUACUGCUGGAUGUCGAUGGGGGACCGUUCGAUUUGAUGUCUCGAAGGAUGGUUUCAGCAAACAACGACUUGAUUGCUGCGCGGAUCAUCAAGGAAAUUGAAAUAUUCCCAGUGGUGAGGGACGACGCUCCGACGCAGAAGAAAUGAGAAGAUACAAACGCUCUUCAAAACGAGAAGCAGAGGAAAAGUCCACUCUGUCGCUGUGUGUCGUAAAUAAACUUUCUGUGCUUUAAUCACCA
Molecule: messenger RNA, 1098 nt
Organism: Chelmon rostratus (copperband butterflyfish)
Lineage: Eukaryota; Metazoa; Chordata; Actinopteri; Chaetodontiformes; Chaetodontidae
Product: inositol monophosphatase 1-like
Exons: 9
Coding region: 155-1006 (283 amino acids)
Biological process (GO): signal transduction; inositol metabolic process; phosphatidylinositol phosphate biosynthetic process
Molecular function (GO): inositol monophosphate 1-phosphatase activity
Source: RefSeq, a predicted model, not a curated record